Messenger RNA from Athene cunicularia (burrowing owl), 1584 nucleotides. It is a transcript of the gene METTL27, whose product is annotated as methyltransferase like 27. The record is from RefSeq and is a predicted model, not a curated record. The transcript has 2 exons. The coding region runs from base 23 to 403 and encodes 126 amino acids. Lineage: Eukaryota; Metazoa; Chordata; Aves; Strigiformes; Strigidae.
CGGGGCGGCGGGGAGGGCGGCGAUGCUGCCCCGGAGGGUCCCCCCCGGUGAUGCCGCGCGUGUCCCCGCAGAGCACUACGACGCCGUGACUGUGGUGGGGGCCCUGGGCGAGGGGCAAGUGCCGAGCGCGGCCGUGCCGGAGCUGCUGCGUGUCACCAAGCCGGGAGGUUUCCUCUGCCUGACGACGAGGAGCAACCCCUCCAACCUGCGGUACAAGGCAGAGCUGGAGGCAGCACUGGAGAGGCUGGAGGGGCAGGGAGCCUGGCGGAAGGUGCUGGCCCAGGAGGUGGAGCGUUGGGAAAGGGCCACCUCCGAGGAGGAGAGCACCCAGGGCACUGGCUACAUCUCCGGGGUGGUCUACGUCUAUCAGAAAUGCCCUGUACCCCCUGUCAAGGAGGGCUGAGAGCCAACGUGGCCUCUGGCAGAGGCGGGGUGAGCACUUGGACCCUUGUAAAACCCAGCCCAGUGACCCCCUCCCCAAGCAGGGCAGCUGCUAGGGGGUGACAGUGUUUUUAGGGAGCAUUCCGAUCCCCUUCCCUGGCUCCUUCCCCCCAAGGUCUGGGCCAUGGGGACCUUGCCUGCUCCUCAGCAUGGGAUGGGUUUCCUGGUUUCACCGUGGUCUCCUGGGCACCACCAUCAGCUCUGACAUUCCGGUGCUGUCCCCGACACCUUGGCCCUCACCGUACCAUCUCACAGACCCACCUGGCUGUUCAGAGCCAUCUCCUGUCCGGGAUGUCUUCUCCUUGCCAUACCCACCUCUCGACCCUCAUGGUCAAAAUCUGGAUCCUUCUUCAUCUCCCCCACCCCAGACCACCAUGGUCUUUACCUGGGGACUGUUGGAGGUGGGUCCCCAUCACCAUAUCCUGUGGUCACCCAUCCUCGUCGUCCCCAGGAGUUAACCCAGUGCACCCUGAGGUGCAGGAGACCUCCUCGUCCAAACCAGGAGCAGCCAUGCCAAGGUGACACCCAGCCAGAGAAGUUUUCCAAGCACCACAUCAGCCUUUCAUCCUGCAGCAGCUGCUUAAGUCUCUCAUUUUCCUACAGCUUUAUAGUUAAUGGUCUGGGUGGGAAAUGAGCCUGGAAGGGACUUCAGGAGCCGUGGCUGCUCCCCACGCAGGAGCCACCUGGCAUGGCUGGCCCAGCCUGUUCCCCAAGCCCCUUGCCAUGCUGCCUCCACCCCUCCUCCCCCACUGCUCCCUUGGGAAGUUUUUUACCCAAAUCUCAUGCUGGGAUAUUUCCUUUUUUUCUUUUCUCUUCCCCCAGACCUGUUCCUGCUCGUCCCAUUCCCAUGGCCCUGGGGAACAGGUUACUUCCCCUCAGAAGCUCUUCCUGGUGGGAGUCAGUAGCUGUGUCUGUCCCUGGCCCCCACAUGGGGCAUCCCACAUCUCCCACACUCAUCCUGCCAAUGGUUCUUGUCACCCCUCUGCAUUGCCCCCCAUGUCUUGGGAUCCCUGUGCCCAUUGUGGGUAGCUGCCCUGCUCCCCGCUCCCCCUCUUUGUCCCCAGUACUGUCCCCUGGGCACUUGGGGUCAUGGCUGUCUUCAUGCCUGCAAUUGGCUGUUGAAUAAACCCCCUGCCUCCACUG